AAGGGUCUUUUUUUAGACAUUUCGGGGAAAAAUGAAGAAUGUUUUUAUGGGAUGGAGGGAUUAUCAUUUUUGGCUAAGGUAACGUUUAUUUUGGAUGACGAAGAACAUGCAUGGGUGCCAAUUGUCACAGUUCAUGAAUGUGUUGGGUUGCAUGCAAGAGGGACCUUUGAAAAUGACCAAAGUGUGUUUAGCAUUUAUUCACCAUCACCAAUCUUCUUAACUCAUCACCAAAUUCACUAAGGCCUCGUUUCAAAUUAUGAAAUUAGAAUUAAGGAUUUCAAUUCUAAUUCUGACUUACACAUUGAGAAAAAUUUGAUGAGUCAAAGUACUAAGAUGAACAGUUCCAAAAGUCAAAUGUGGACAAAUAUAGAAAAAAAUAUAGAACUUUAUUUGAACAAUUAUUACUAGUUGUCUCCAAAUGAAUUUCAGCGGCGCACACGAUUGGAACCACAGCGUGCUUCUUCAUGACCAAGCGCCUCUACAGCUUCUCCCCCAGCGGCGGCGGAUCCGAUCCGGCGAUCAAUCCGUCGUUUCUCGACGAGCUAAAGGCCAAGUGCCCGGAGAACGGCGACGUCAACGUCCGCCUGCCCAUUGACCACGGCAGCGGUCAGACGUUCGACACCCAAAUACUGCAGAACAUCCGGACCGGGUUCGCGGUUCUACAGUCCGACGCCCGGUUGUACGAGGACUCGUCUACCCGGAAUGUGGUGGAUUCUUACUUUGGCUUUUUACCGUUUUUGGGGCCCUCUUUUGAGACGGAGUUUGGAAAUGCGAUGGUAAAAAUGGGGAGAAUCGGCGUGCUUACCGGCUCUCAAGGUACCAUUAGGCGGGUGUGUGGAUCUUUUAAUUGAGAAUUAAUUAGUGUAUGAUAAUACCAAAAUAUGUAUACACACUUAUUAUUUUAUUUUUAUAUGUACAAAACAGUUCAGCUCUUUUAAAAAGAUAUCUCUCUUAUAGCUUCAUUUUUUUCAUUUUGACUUUUGUAGGCAAUGGUUUUAAAGU
This is a messenger RNA of Cuscuta campestris, 1002 nucleotides long. NCBI's taxonomy places the organism in Eukaryota, Viridiplantae, Streptophyta, Magnoliopsida, Solanales, Convolvulaceae. The record is from the annotation of a GenBank genome assembly.